This is a messenger RNA of Poecilia reticulata (guppy), 2726 nucleotides long. It is a transcript of the gene ttc13, whose product is annotated as tetratricopeptide repeat domain 13. Gene Ontology annotation, molecular function: protein binding. The record is from RefSeq and is a predicted model, not a curated record. NCBI's taxonomy places the organism in Eukaryota, Metazoa, Chordata, Actinopteri, Cyprinodontiformes, Poeciliidae.
CAGCMGAGCGGCUCGGACGUUGUAGUUUCGAUGAGCUCUCAGAUUGCGGCUCUCUUGUUCUGACUGCAGCAGCUUCCGUCACUCAUGUAGCCGAACAUGGCCCCUGCCAGCCGGGCUGUUGCUGUGGUAGCGCUGUCGCUGCUCUACCUGUGCGGUGGGAUCAUCUCCACGGAGUUCUUCUCCACUCUCACGCUGUUCAACAACGAGCUCCACAAACAGGGAUGCAGUUCGCUGUCCGAGUGGGAGGACUACGCUGCGGACUGCGCAGAGUCUUCGGUUCUACAGUUCGAGGACCCAGACUGCGUGGAGGGAAGCAACCCGCCGUGCGAGUCGGUUUUCUCUCUCAACGCUGAAAAAAUCCUGAACCAGGCCAAGUUGUUUAUAGAGCAAAAGAAAAUCCCCUUCCCUGUAGACAACCAAAACACAAACGAGGAACUGGCCAUAUGCUACGUUCUGAUAGGAAACGGUCUUUAUGACGAGGCCAUUAAACAUUUCUCCCUCUUACUUCAGAGCGACCCGGAGUUGGUCAGCGCCAUCUAUGGACGAGGGAUAGCUUACGGCAAGAAAAGCCUGCAGGACAUAAAGAACGCAGACCUGGCGCUGUACGAGCUCAACCGGGUCAUCGCACUCGAGCCGAACUGGCCCGAAGUUUAUGAGCAGAGAGCUGAGAUUCUGUCGCCUCUGGGCCGGAUCAGCGAGGCUCUGAGUGACCUCACCAAAGCCAUCCAGCUGCAGCCGUCAGCUCGCCUCUACAGGCACAGAGGAACUCUGCUCUUUAUUUCUGAGGAUUACGUUGCAGCCAUGGAGGACUUCCAGAGCUCCUUGGAGCUGAAGAAGAAUCAGCCCAUCGCCAUGCUCUAUAAGGGCCUCACCUUUUUUCACAGAGGAAUGCUGAAGGAAGCCAUCGAUGCAUUCAAAGAGGCUUUGAAGUUGAAGUCUGACUUCAUAGAUGCGUAUAAGAGCCUCGGACAGGCUUACAGAGAACUGGGGGAUUUUGAAUCGGCGAUGGAGAGCUUCCAGAAGGCCCUCAUGCUGAACCAGAACCACAUCCAGUCUCUGCAGCUCCGGGGCAUGAUGCUGUACCACCAYGGCUCUCUGCAGGAGGCCAUYGGGAGCUUCAAGAGGUGCCUCCAUUUGGAGCCCUACAAUGAGGUGUGUCAGUACAUGAAGGGGUUGAGCCACGUCGCCAUGGGUCAGUUCUACGAGGGCAUCAAAGCUCAGACUAAAGUCAUGCUGAACGACCCCCUGCUGGGACAAAAGGCCAGCUCCGAAUACCUCAAAGUGAAAUACCUCCGAGAGUAUUCCCGUUACCUGCAUUCCCACCUGGAUAUCCCUGUAGCGGAGUACAACGUGGACCAGGACUUACCGGGGAAUUUUAAGAACCACUGGGCCAAGAACCUGCCGUUUUUAAUAGAGGACUAUGAGGAACAGCCCGGCCUGCAGCCACAUAUAAAAGACGUUCUGCCUCAGAACUUCGACAGCUACAGCACCGAAGUCCAGAAGCUGAUCUGCACGGCCGACCAUCUGGGCGCGCUGAUGCAGUACGACACGCCCGGGUUCCUGCCAAACAAAAGAAUACACAGAGCGAUGGGGUUAGCAACGCUGGAGGUGAUGCAGGCGAUGCACCGGACGUGGAGCAGCUCCAAAGUGCGAGUUAACGGAAAGACGCGGCAAAUGCAGUGGAGAGAUAUGUUUGACAUAGCCGUCAAAUGGAGGAGGAUCGCAGAUCCGGACCAGCCGGUUCUGUGGUUGGACCAGAUGCCAGCCAGGAGCCUCAGUCGAGGCUUCAACAAUCACAUCAAUCUCAUCAGGGGUCAGAUUMUAAAUAUUAGAUACCUGGCCUACUUUGACAACAUCCUAGAGUUUAUUAAAGACAGAAUAUUAGUGUACCACGGGGCGUACAACCCAAGAGGCCUCCUGGAGGUCCGCCAAGCACUUGAAAAUGUUAAUAAAGUAGAAGAUCUGCUGCCAAUAAUGAAGCAGUUUAAUAGUAAAACCAGAGAUGGAUUCACUGUGAACUCCAAGGUGCCGAGUGUGAAGGAUCCUGGGAAGGAGUAUGAUGGCUUCACCAUCACCAUCACUGGAGACAGGGUGGGGAACAUGUUGUUCUCUGUAGAAACCCAGACGACAGAGGAGCGGACGCAGCAGUACCAGUCAGAGAUCGAGAACAUCUACAAAGACCUGACAGUCAAAGGGAAGGCGCUGAUGCUGUCCACCGAACUGGGGGAUGCAGAUGCAGUAUGCAACCUGAUCCUCUCUCUGAUUUAUUACUUCUGCAACCUCAUGCCUCUAUCCAGAGGAUCCAGUGUGGUGGCGUAUUCGGUGGUGAUGGGGGCGCUGAUGGCCAGUGGGAAAGAGGUCAUCGGUAGAAUCCCAAAAGGAAAGUUGGUAGACUUUGAAGCCAUGACGGCGCCAAGUCCAGAAAGUUUCAGUAAAACAGCAAAGAGCUGGAUGAAUCUAAAAAGUUUACCCAGUUGGUACCGAAGUCUUCCGUCUGUAGCAGAGACCUUUCCGUCCAUCAGAACGAUGAUCGAGGUCCUGAACACAGACUCGUCUUCACAUUGUCCAAAGAAGUCUUAAAACAUCUUCCAGCGCUCAGAGAAAUCUGUCAAAGUCUUAACAAUGGAGCUUCUGCACAAUAACAGUAAAGGGACAAACUUCUACAUCCCAAACAAAACGCGACUGAAAAGAUCCAAAAAURUUCUAAAUUCAUACCAAAAAGUGAA